Molecule: messenger RNA, 1839 nt
Organism: Trichophyton rubrum CBS 118892
Lineage: Eukaryota; Fungi; Ascomycota; Eurotiomycetes; Onygenales; Arthrodermataceae
Exons: 3
Coding region: 1-1839 (612 amino acids)
Source: RefSeq, a predicted model, not a curated record
AUGCCACCGAUGUUUUUAAUCUCCGGCGGCAUAUCGGAUGCGACGGAAAUAUUAAAGGACUAUCAUAAACAGGCAUUGCAUGAAUCUAAUAAGGCUAGGGAGAUGGAGACCGAGAUUAUCAUGCAGCUCAACGGACUACGGGCUGAUCUGGGCCAAAAGAUCAAGGAAAUCAAGAACCUGUCCGGUGACUUCAAGAAUACCGUUGAUAAAGAAGUUGAGGUUACUCGAAAGGCCGUCAAGCAUCUACAUGAGGCACUUGGUUUGGUAGACAGUGAUGCUGCUGCUACUUCAGGCAAGGGUGAUCCGUUUCUUCUCCGGAUGAGCGUUGACAGGCAGCUGGAAAGACAGAUUGAAGAGGAGAAUUAUCUACAUCGAGCGUAUCUAAACCUUGAAAGGUCUGGUCGAGAACUUGAAUCAAUCGUGGUUGGUGAAAUACAGAAGUCAUACAAUGUAUACGCCAGCAUCCUGAAGCGAGAUGCCGAUUCCGCUUAUCAUGCGGUUGAAAGGCUGAAGGAAGGACCUAUUUCCAUCCCCAAGGACCAUGAAUGGCGUUAUUUCAUUGACCAAACUGACCAGAUGGUCGAUCCUGACCUGGAUUUAAGAGAUCUGGCAAAUAUAACGUACCCUGGAAAGGAUCACCCUGCUGCCGCAGAGGUCCGCGCUGGCAUGCUGGAGAGGAAGAGCAAGUACUUGCGAAGCUAUACUCCUGGGUGGUAUGUGCUAUCACCGACUCAUUUACAUGAGUUCAAAUCGGCAGAUCGAAUUGCAUCCCAGAACCCUGUGAUGUCUCUGUAUCUUCCCGAGCAGAAGUUGGGAUCCCACUCCACUCCUGAAUCUUCAUCCCACAAGUUCAUGCUCAAGGGCCGUCAGACGGGAUCGAUGCACCGCGGACAUGCUUGGGUGUUUCGUGCUGAAUCCCAUGAAACAAUGCUAGCCUGGUAUGACGAUAUCAAGGCCCUGACUGAAAAGACUGGCGCUGCAAGAGAUGCAUUUGUUCGAAGACAUGCUCGCUCUUACAGUGGUGCCAGCUAUCGAACCGCCUCUAUUAGUAGUGACGGGGUUAUGGAUGAAGAUGAAGCCGAUAAGACUCCCUACUCGGCAGACCAUUUGAUGCAAAGGCAACCUUCCCCUACAAGCGAGACAACCACUGCCACCGGCUCCCAAUGGCGACGUCAGAGAAGUGUUGGUCGGUUCCCAAGCGAUGUGCAGAUUAACCAGCAUCUAAACGCACCUCUCUCACCCUCCAGCUCUGAAAAUCGCGACGUCAGCAAUACUGUGCCGAUCUCAAACGCAGUCAACCACAACAGUAUCAACAAUGAGCAGAGACAGAGCCAGCAUUUCAACCAAGGUAUAAAUGAUCUUCCGAGCCGGGCAUCCAUGGACAGCGAAUCCAGGUCCAGCAGACCAAUAUUCGACAGACGUCGCUCGCAAGUCAAAUAUGAAGACUGGGCGCAACCACACCAUCACCCCCGACCAAUCACAAUAUCCUCCCAAGGUGGAGAUUCUAGCCGCCUUGUACAACAAACUCCUUCUCCACUCUCGGAAUCUCCCUUGCGCUACAGUCAGGGACCGCCGCUCGGGGACCUCACGGACCAUGAUCAUCACCAGCCCGCACCGACAUCCCAUCCGCACACAGCAAACCACGAAAUUAAACCAGACGGCGUGAACGGAGCCGCACAUCACCACCUAGACGGUGAUGGAAGAGAUAUUGAACCCAUCGUCACCGACGGAGUAACCAACAACAGAUCAUCGCUUUACCCGACUUCGCCCCUUGACCAACCCUUGAGUCGAACAUCCAUCGACCUGAAAGUUCCCGGCCAGUUUCCUCAAAGAUCCUGA